Phyllostomus discolor (pale spear-nosed bat) is the source of this 7352-nucleotide messenger RNA. RefSeq names its product protogenin (gene PRTG). The transcript has 20 exons. Lineage: Eukaryota; Metazoa; Chordata; Mammalia; Chiroptera; Phyllostomidae. Gene Ontology annotation, biological process: axon guidance; cell-cell adhesion. The record is from RefSeq and is a predicted model, not a curated record. Gene Ontology annotation, cellular component: plasma membrane; axon. Gene Ontology annotation, molecular function: protein binding. Bases 69 to 3668 code for a protein of 1199 amino acids.
AGGCCGGGGCCCGGGGGCGGACAGCGGCUACGGGGUGGCCAGGGAGCAUGCCCGUGCAGCCCCGCUGAAUGGCGCCUUCUCUGCGAACCCUCGCCCGGCCUCGGCCGCCAGGGAUGCUGCUGCUCCGCGCGCUCCUACUGCUCCUCGGCUCAGUUCCAGGAGUGUGGUGCUUUAGCGAACUGUUUUUUAUAAAAGAACCACAGGAUGUAACUGUCACAAGAAAGGACCCAGUCUUGUUAGAUUGCCAGGCUCAUGGAGAAAUUCCUAUUAAGGUCACAUGGUUGAAAAAUGGAGCAAAAGUGUCUGAAAAUAAACGGAUCCAGGUUCUGUCUAACGACUCUUUAUACAUCAGUGAGGUGGAAGGCAAGCGAGGAGAGCAGUCUGAUGAAGGAUUUUAUCAGUGCUUGGCAAUGAACAAAUAUGGAGCCAUUCUUAGUCAAAAAGCUCAUCUUACCUUAUCAACUAUUUCUGCAUUUGAAGUUCAGCCAAUUUCUACUGAGGUCCAAGAAGGUGGAAUUGCUAGAUUUGCAUGCAAGAUUUCAUCAAAUCCUCCUGCAAUUAUAACAUGGGAAGUAAAUCGAACAACUCUACCUGUAACUAUGGACAGGAUAACUGCCCUACCAACAGGAGUAUUGCAGAUCUAUGAUGUUGGCCAAAGGGAUGCUGGAAAUUAUCGCUGUGUUGCUGCUACUGUAGCUCACAGGCGUAAAAGUAUGGAGGCCUCCCUAACAGUGACUCCAGCUAAGGAAUCUAAAUUCUUCCACACACCAACCAUUAUAGCAGGUCCACAGAACAUAACAACAUCUCUUCAUCAGACUGUUGUUUUGGAAUGCAUGGCCACAGGAAAUCCCAAACCAAUCAUUUCUUGGAGCCGUCUUGAUCACAAGUCCAUUGAUGUCUUUAAUACUCGGGUACUUGGAAACGGUAAUCUCAUGAUAUCUGAUGUCAAGCUGCAACAUGCUGGAGUAUAUGUUUGUCGGGCCACUAUCCCAGGCACACGAAACUUUACAGUUGCCAUGGCAACUUUAACUGUGUUAGCUCCUCCUUUGUUUGUCGAAUGGCCAGAAAGUUUAACAAGGCCUCGAGCUGGCACUGCUCGAUUUGUAUGUCAGGCUGAAGGAAUCCCUUCACCCAAAAUGUCAUGGUUGAAAAAUGGAAGAAAGAUACAUUCAAAUGGUAGAAUUAAAAUGUACAACAGUAAGUUGGUAAUUAACCAGAUUAUUCCUGAAGAUGAUGCUAUUUAUCAGUGCAUGGCUGAGAAUAGCCAAGGAUCAAUUUUAUCUAGAGCCAGACUCACCGUAGUAAUGUCAGAAGACCGACCCAGUGCUCCCUAUAAUGUGCAUGCUGAAACCAUGUCAAGUUCAGCCAUCCUUUUAGCUUGGGAGAGGCCACUUUAUAAUUCAGACAAAGUUAUCGCUUAUUCCGUGCACUACAUGAAAGCAGAAGGUUUAAAUAAUGAAGAAUAUCAAGUAGUCAUUGGAAAUGACACAACUCAUUAUAUUAUUGAUGACUUAGAACCUGCUAGCAAUUAUACUUUCUACAUUGUGGCAUAUAUGCCAAUGGGAGCCAGCCAGAUGUCUGACCAUGUGACACAGAAUACUUUAGAGGAUGUUCCUCUGAGACCUCCUGAAAUUAGUUUGACAAGUCGCAGUCCCACUGAUAUCCUCAUCUCCUGGCUGCCAAUCCCAGCUAAAUAUCGGAGGGGCCAAGUGGUGCUCUAUCGUCUGUCCUUCCGCCUAAGCACUGAGAACUCUAUCCAAGUUCUGGAGCUCCCAGGGAACACACAUGAGUAUCUUUUGAAAGGCCUGAAACCUGAUAGUGUCUACCUGGUGCGGAUUACUGCUGCCACCAGAGUGGGGCUGGGAGAGUCAUCAGUAUGGACUUCACAUAGGACACCCAAAGCUACAAGCGUACAAGCCCCUAAGUCUCCAGAGUUACAUUUGGAGCCUCUGAACUGUACCACCAUUUCUGUGAGAUGGCAGCAGGAUGCUGGGGACACAGCAGACAUCCAGGGCUAUAAGCUGUACUACAAAGAGGAAGGGCAGCAGGAGAAUGGACCCAUCCUCUUAGACACUGGUGACCUUCUCCACACGCUCAGUGGUUUAGACCCCAGAAGAAAAUACCAUGUGCGGCUGCUGGCUUACAAUAACAUAGAGGAUGGUUACCAGGCAGAUCAGACAGUUAGCACCCCAGGAUGCGUGUCUGUUCGUGAUCGCAUGGUUCCUCCUCCUCCACCACCCCACCAUCUCUAUGCGAAGGCUAACACCUCAUCUUCCAUCUUCCUGCACUGGAGGAGGCCUGCAUUCACGACUGCACAAAUAAUUAACUACACCAUUCGCUGUAACCCUGUUGGCCUGCAGAAUGCUUCUUUGGUUCUGUAUAUUCAAACAUCAGAAACCCAUAUGUUGGUUCAAGGUCUAGAACCAAACACCAAAUAUGAAUUUGCUGUUCGAUUGCAUGUGGAUCAACUUUCAAGUCCCUGGAGUCCCGUCGUCUACCAUUCUACACUUCCAGAAGCACCAGCAGGACCACCAGUUGGAGUAAAAGUGACGCUGAUAGAAGAUGAUACUGCUCUGGUCUCUUGGAAACCCCCUGAUGGCCCAGAGACAGUUGUGACACGCUAUACUAUCUUAUAUGCAUCAAGGAAGGCCUGGAUUGCAGGAGAGUGGCAGGUCCUACACCGAGAAGGGGCAAUCACCAUGGCUUUGUUGGAAAACCUGGUGGCAGGAAAUGUCUACAUUGUCAAGAUAUCUGCAUCCAAUGAAGUGGGGGAAGGACCCUUUUCGAAUUCUGUAGAGCUGGCAGUGCUUCCAAAGGAAAGUUCUGAAUCAAAUCAGAGGCCCAAGCGUUUAGAUUCUGCAGAUAGCAAAGUUUAUUCAGGAUAUUACCACCUGGACCAAAAAUCAAUGACUGGCAUCGCUGUAGGUGUUGGCAUAGCCUUGACCUGCAUCCUCAUCUGUGUUCUCAUCUUGAUAUACCGAAGUAAAGCCAGGAAAUCAUCUUCUUCCAAGACAGCACAGAAUGGAACCCAACCAUUAUCUCGUACCAGUGCCUCCGUGGCCAGUGGACAUGAAGUAGGAAAGAACCUGGAAGAGGCUGUAGAAAGUGAAGACUCCUUAAUGCCAAUGAUGAUGCCCAACAGCUUCAUUGAUGCAAAGGGAGGAACUGACCUGAUAAUUAAUAGCUAUGGUCCUGUGAUUAAAAACAACUCCAAGAAAAAAUGGCAUUUUUUCCAAGAUUCUAAGAAGAUGAAAGUUGAGCAGCCUCAAAGAAGAUUUACUCAAUCGGUCUGCUUUUACCAGCCAGGCACGACUGUGCUAAUUAGUGAUGAAGACUCCCCCAGCUCCCCAGGUCAGACAGCCAGCUUCCCAAGACCCUUUGGUGUUGCAGCUGAUACUGAGCAUUCAGCCAAUAGUGAAGGCAGCCACGAGACCGGAGAUUCUGGAAGGUUCUCCCAUGAAUCCAAUGAUGAGAUACACCUGUCUUCAGUUAUAAGUACCACACCCCUGACCUCCAGUUCCUUCCCUGGCAGUGAUUCAGGUGGAGAUGCCUUGAAGAGGAAGUGUCAAGACCCUGCAGUGCCGUCAGAUGCUGAGCAAACUUCCUCUUCCAUUCUGCAGCUACCAUCUGCAAUGCUAAGCUUUGAUAAAAAUGAUUUUCCAAUCUAGACAGUCAUAUUCAGGUAUUCUCACCUUUAAUUCUGUUCGAAGGACAAUGAACAGGGAGCCAAAGCCUUUUGUGAAAAUCUUGAUGUCUUAUUGGGUAUUUCAGCUUUUUUGAAUGUGUUUUAUUUUUAAAUUCGCAUAUUUUGAAUGUUUCAUUGUCAGCAAUGUGAAAAGACAGUCAAGAUAUUUGACUGGAUUAUAAAAAUAUAUCACUGGAGCAAAGGGAAGACUUUUGAAAGCCCCUUUGCUAACUAUCUACCUCAGUUUGCCCGAUGGCAAACUUAGAAGACAACUUUGUUACCUCGUUUGUUGUGAUAGUUCUCAGCUACAUAACUGAUGAUACUUCCUAGUAGUGUUUUGUUUUCAUUGCUCUAUGUGUAAUGUGUGUGAUCAAAGGAGUCAUAUAGGUAGAUGAGUAAGAGUGUUUAUCUGAAGCUCUGAUUUUUAAAAAAAUAUAUGAUUCUGCAUGAUUUGUAUAUUUAACACCUCUCACUGUGAGGACUGUCAAACCACUAAGAAGCGGAAAAGUGGGACUGUUGAUUUUAGUGAAUGACCAAGACAAAAAAAAGUUUCUCUUGAGAAAAGAACUAUUUGGUAGCAUACAGAGAAUACUAUUGCUUCAAGAGCCUUUAUGUUUUGGGCAUUAGAGUCUGAAUGCUUUGUCUGCUGUAUCCCAAACUUAGCCUGCCUAGAGCUGUGCCUUUUCUGUCUUCCUCUUUGCCUGACAGCUGGCCAAAGGCUGCACUGUCUAGUUUGCAAAGCAUCCUCAAUUUCCAGAGUUAGUAGCAAAACUCCAUGCAGAAAACAGAUUUUUGAAGAGAAUGGGUUAAGGUUUUUGUUUUUAAAAAAAUCCCUACUUGGCUUAAAAGGCUAAAGGAAUUUCAUGAAAUACUAACAGUGAAAUAAGUGCAACGGUAGACAGUAAAAUUAACCUGAGGUUAGCAUGGUAACAGUGCCUUCCACUAUAUAUUAUGAAUUCUUUGCCUUAUAUCUUUUUAAUAUUCAUGAAGUCGUUCAGGACAAGAGUACAGAAAGUUGCCUUAAGACUGUCUUGGAUUUUAUCAGUAACUAUUUUGAUGUACAAUAUCUUAUCAAAGUGUUUUGGUUCGUUAUCCUGCAGGUUUUGUUUAGGGAUUAGUAUUCAGAGUCCUGCCACUUUGUACGCAUUUUCUUGACUUCUUAAGAGAAUUUGGUACUUUUAUUUAAUCUUCCUUCAGUGUCAAUGCUGCGAAUGAGGAAUGCUAACUCCAGGAGUGAGUUAAUCCUCUUGCUGGUUUGAAAUCAGCAAACUGUUUACUCAGCCACAUAGAACAGGCCUUCUCUGGGUCAUGAGACAGUUACCUACUAAGUGCCCAGCAGUGGGAGAGGAUACAGAAUCACAAUACAUGGUGUGGAGUGGGGGGGGCCAUAUCCUUUAAAAUGUAUUUUUUCAAAUUAUCUGGAAAUGACUUCUGAGCCUGACUUUAGAAGGAAUCUUAUGGUUUAUCCUUGAAACCUUUGGUUUAUAGAGGGGGGAUUAUGUUAAAUGGUGUUCUUAAAAUCAAAGGAAUAUUAUUGGAUAAUAUAGUCCUACCCUGUAGCAUCUUCUAUCCCAAUGUCUGAUGAUAUAUUUUUAAUUGUUUUUUUAAUCUGUAGUCUUGUGCCAAACUGGAUGUGUUCAGAAGUAGACCAACAUUAAGUGCCAGCAGCCACAUCUGAACUAAAUUCAAAGUCCCCAUUUAGCUAUCUAAGUAUGGGCCUCAUGACAAAAAAAAUUUUAAAAAGCAGAGCUUUAGGUGAACAAUCUGAGGCAAGGAAAAAUGCUGCUUCUGCCUUUAUAGCUCCUGUUUUAUACUACCUCCUUUUAAAGUUAUUCUAGUGUUAUUUUUUUUCCUGUACUCAGGGAACAUGUUAUUACUUUUAAGCUGCCUCAUGGAAGCAUGGGCAAAUUGACAGGGUAUGGCGCUUUUUGGUUCGUAAGUAGAAGUAUGUGGGGCCUACUUUUCUCAGUAUCUAAAAUUAAGGAGUACAAAAGUUCAUUUUAUUUCUUAAACUUUCAUUAAAAGGCAAAAAAAUACCUACAGCUGAAACAUCAUCCAUCAUGGUUAUGGAAGAUGUGUGUAGGACUGUAUGAAUUUAAAUCAUUUGGAAAGCCUAGAGAGAUGAUCUGAAGUCCUUGAGAAAAGUGUUUGGUUUGUUUGGUUUUUGAUAAAUAGGCCCAUAGUUGUUGUAGACCUUUAGGCUAUAACUAUUUGCUAAUCAUUUACCAGUGCAUUUCUUACUUUUUCACCUUUUGUUUCUAUACAGAUUUUUUCAUAAUAAUCAUGUUACCAAAGAAUUUUCAGUAAAAAGUGAAAAUUUGACUAUAAUUUCCCCCACUUGAAUUAACUAGAAACAUCUAUAGCUAAUGAAGCUUACACAAGUAGUUACUAAUUCAAAGUAAUAGGACUCAAAAUAAUAGGGUUUAUACUGAUUGCUGUAGUUAAAUAGACUAGUAAUCUUAACUACCUUAUUGUUACUAGAGCAUUUAAAAUAAGUUCUUUACCAGUAGAAAGUUCCAAAGAAUUUCAAGUGUAAUUUUUUUUCUUCAGCAAGUAAAUCUUCAACUAAACAGUAUUAAAGUAUUUUUAAAUUGUUGAAACUACUUGUUGGAGAGAAAAAAAGUCUUUUCACCAAAGAUAAAUAUUUUGGUCUCAUUGAAUAAGGUAUUUAGUGUACUGCAAAGACUUCUUUUCACUUGGCCAAAGCUAGCUUCUCUGAAGCCUUAAAUAUAAAAUUGUAACUAAAAUGUGAAGGUUCUCACUUCUGUCUCAUAGUGGUGUUACUUCAUGGUAUUUCACUCCAAAGGGGCUAAUAUGCAAAUGGUAACUGUAUUCUUUUCCAAAGACUUAUUUGCUGUAAGUACUGAUACAUGCAUGUCAUUUUUAUGCCAAAUAUUACAAGAUACUGCUCAUCAGUAUUUUCAUACCAAAGACCAUUAAAAUGUAUAGAUUAGCCUGUAAGUAAGUGAAGAUGAGCAGAUUUGAAAUAAAUUUAUUUAGAGGCUGAUAGGGUUAGCUUUAGUAGCAAAAUAUAUCAAAGGGCUAAGUUUACAUAAUUAAAAGCAAUACAAUUAUAUUGGUAUUUAUCAGUGUUUUUAGUCAAGUACUUUUUAUCAGCAAAUUGAAAAAACCAAAGAUAUUUAAGGUUACCUCCGCAUAUAAGCAAACUUAGUUGUACGUUAAAUUGUUGUUUCUUGUUUUUAUGUCAAAUAAACAUGUCUCUCCAGAACCCAGACUUUAUACAAAUAGCAUACAUAGGGACUUUCCAUGAAAUCUGCUGAUUCAGCCACGGGAUGUUUUUGCCAAAUGAUGUGAUCUUUCCCUAAGCACCUUAAGUAUGAGAUGUCAACAGAAAUAUCAGCAAGCUUUUCCAUUGCAGAUAUUAUGGUGGCAGUCCCUGAACUAGCCUGUGCAGUCUUCCUCCUGCUUAAAGCAUUGCCUACUUACUUCAGAAGGCUUAAGGCAUUCUCUUGAACAGUAGGAAUGCUCUCAUCUCUGGAGAGCACUGGGACAUAACAGGCAAACAAAUCACAUCACUGUUCGAGUAGAAUAUACUUUGAUAGAUGUGCUCUUUAAAGUUGUCCAUAAGUUGAAAUAUUUUAAUUACAUCAAGAUAGCACAGUAUUUGAAAUUUUAGUGGAACCUUGGGUGAAACAAAAAAAUUUUU